Aspergillus melleus is the source of this 411-nucleotide messenger RNA. RefSeq lists its product as uncharacterized. The coding region runs from base 1 to 411 and encodes 136 amino acids. The record is from RefSeq and is a predicted model, not a curated record. NCBI's taxonomy places the organism in Eukaryota, Fungi, Ascomycota, Eurotiomycetes, Eurotiales, Aspergillaceae. The transcript has a single exon.
AUGCUGUUCAUAAAGGUGUCGACGUUGACGUUAAGUUUAUUCCCUGGAUUUUCGUGGGCCCAUUACUCUAUCCAACCUUCGUCUACCGAUGGCCUGCAGUUGAUCGACGACCAGCGGCUGCCUGAUCGGCGGUAUGCCGCUGAUUUCGACGAUAGCGAUGCCUUUACCCUCCCAUCAGCCCUGGAGCUGGCCGAGGAGACGGACACAAACACUACGACUGGAUUGGUUACAGAGGCCUUUGGGGGCGUUCCCCCUCGACUGUCCCAGUUUGCUUCGAUCUUGACGGGUGCCUACACUGUCACGGCAUCCGUCGCUGCCGCGAUCUGGACCCGGUCUCAUCAGAAAGACUGCAGCUACCACGCCGGCAAUAUCGACGGCUGGCGGUACGAGUACGACGAAUCACGACUGUGA